Molecule: messenger RNA, 2186 nt
Organism: Sebastes umbrosus (honeycomb rockfish)
Lineage: Eukaryota; Metazoa; Chordata; Actinopteri; Perciformes; Sebastidae
Gene: tyw5
Product: tRNA-yW synthesizing protein 5
Exons: 9
Coding region: 110-1114 (334 amino acids)
Biological process (GO): wybutosine biosynthetic process
Molecular function (GO): 2-oxoglutarate-dependent dioxygenase activity; tRNA binding
Source: RefSeq, a predicted model, not a curated record
CCGGUGACAUCCUCUCAACACGGGCAGAGACAUCUUCUCUUCUCUCCGGAAGCCCUGUGUCCGGCUACUUCUAACUUCCGCCUGGGAUCAUCUGAAGAAGUCCUGAGAGAUGGAGCUGCAGGGGAAAGUUCCUGUGGAGAUAUUUACAGAUGUGGAUCAGGACGUGUUUCUGCGACAGAUUUAUCCAGAGCGCAGACCAGCCGUGCUGAGAGGCUUGUGUCUCGGACCGUGCCUGGAAAAGUGGACGGUCGAAUAUCUCGGACAGAGAGGGGGAGACAAGGAAGUGAAGAUUCACGUAUCCACUGUGCCGCAGAUGGACUUCCUUCACAAAAACUUUGUGUACAAGACUCUGCCAUUCAAUGAAUUUGUGAAAAGGGCAUCUGAAAAAAAACACUCUGACUUCUUCCUGUGUGAGGAUGAGAGCUAUUAUCUUCGAUCGCUGGGAGAGGACGUACGAAAGGAACCUGCUGAUCUGAGCAAACAGUUCCCAGACUUGGCGGAGGAUUUUCACAUCCCGCAGUUCUUUGAACCUCAUCAAUUUUUCUCCAGCGUCUUCCGCAUCAGCUCCUGUGGUCUGCAGCUGUGGACGCACUACGAUGUGAUGGAUAACCUGCUGGCUCAGGUGACCGGGAGGAAGAAGGUAGCUCUCUACAGCCCCCAGGAUGCAUUGCACCUCUACCUGUCAGGUGAUAAAUCAGAGGUCCUGGACAUCGACUCCCCAGACCUGAAUCGGUUUCCUGAGUUUGUGAAGGCAAAGAGAUACGAGUGUGUGCUGGAGCCUGGAGAUGUACUUUUUAUCCCUGCCCUGUGGUUCCAUAACACCCUGGCCCUGCAGUUUGGUGUGGGUGUGAAUGUGUUCUGGCGCCAUCUACCAGCGGACAGCUAUGACAGAAAGGACCCGUACGGUAACAAAGACCCUGUGGCUGCGACUCGAGCCCUUCAGGCCCUGGAGAGAGCAUUACACACUCUGGAUGAGCUCCCAGCAGACUAUCGGGACUUUUAUGGGCGCCGAAUGAUACAGCGCAUCCAAAAGCGGACGUACUGUGACAGUCUGUCGAGCACAACUACACAGGACAGCACAUUAUCCAGCAGUCAAUUCACCAAACCCGGAUGAGUGUCCCGAGAAAUAAACCAAUAAAACAUCAGCUUUGCUUUGUUCGGUUGACUUUCUGCUAGGCAGUAGCAGGCCAGCCAUUAGGAAUUAUGGGCAGGGGAACAAACUUUCCAAAUUGGGGCCCUCAUCCACCCCGACUCCCGGUCGUCUAGUUUCAUGUGAUACCAGUAUCUUCACUCCAGCUUUAAAACUGAGCCCGCUACAGCUGGUUUUAUUUGCUAGUCUGCCUCGCUCCUCUCUUUUGCUUCAGUACACUUUUUGUUGGCCAGAAAUUUAGCCAUUGUCUCUCUGAUCCUUUCAUUUUUUUGUUCUCUCUGUACCCUGCUUUUAUUUUGUGAGCCCCUGAUCAGAGCUUUCCACAAGGAUAUUGAGUAGCCAGCCAGAGGGAAACAGUAGCCAGCUACGGUGGUCCGGGGGUAUGGGCUAGUUUUCUCUCAGAACACUACAGUACACAUUACAAUAUGCUGAAAGGUUAUUUUUGAAUUUCUGCCCAAUGAUGCCAAAAACAUUCUGCCUACUGCAGCUUUAAAUUCUAAUGUAUGUCUAAUUUGUUUUAAAUUGAUGUUACAGGAAUCUCAGAGACUCAGAUCUGCCCUGGAAAGCAUAUUUGGGGGUUGCUGUAUAAUAAAUGUGUGGUGCUUUAGAUUCAUAAUUGCGGUGCUGUACUAUAAGCCUACUAAUAUUUAGGGAACUUUAUAUUUUUCUUAUAUUUAUUUGUCUUUGGAAGAAUGUGACUCACAAAGAAUGUAGUCACAUUGUUGUUCAUGUAUUUAUUUUAUUUUUUUUUACGUCAAAUGAACUGUAUUUUGAGGCCGUUUGUUCAUUUUAAGUGGAUCAGUGUUGGAUCCUGUCCAGGCCAGCAGGGGGCAGUAGCAGAGUGUUUGUAACUCAGGGAAUGCCUUUACCCAUGGAUUGCAAACUGUCUUACAACAUGAAACACUUUUGUCUCAUCAUUUCUCCUGUUAAACAAUUCAAUUAAUUUUAAAUUGAGACAUAAAAAUAGGACUUUUAUGUCUGGCUGCUUGUCCCGUCAUCCGGGACCUGCACCAUAAAAUUAAAGUACAUUUUUUUA